AUGGCUGAUGUAUAUGCCCCUGGAGGUCCAGUGCCUCAUAUCCCAGAUGAUUUAACCGUCGCCCAGUUCAUCCUGGACGUAGAGCAUACUGCAAGACCUGAUGACCAAGGCAGACCGUGCUUGAUUGAAAACGACACUGGGAGACCCGUCGGAUUCCAGGAGCUUCGAGCGCGUACCGACGGACUGGCCAGGGCGCUCAGAAGCCGCUGGAACAUAGGAGAAGAUGAUGUUGUGUGUAUAUUUGGGCCGAAUCACGUUGACUACCCAGUGGCUGUCUGGGCUGUGCACAGAUUAGGUGCAACUGUGACGGCUGCCAAUCCGUCUUACACUGCAGAGGAGCUCGAGUACCAACUGGAUGCCACGAAUUCCAGGCUCUUGAUAGCUCAUCCCUGGAAUCUCCCUGCCGCAAUAUCCGCAGCCCGCAGUGCGGGGCUGUCAACGGAUCGAAUAAUUCUUUUCGACAUGGAAUGCGAAGGAUCGUCGUCGACCGAGUUGGCCGGACACACCACAAUACAAGAACUUGUAACAGAGGGCCACUCGAGCAUGCAGAUUUUUAUUGAGCGCUUAUUCAGGCCGGGCGAAGCCAGGCAUAAACUAGCCUUCCUCAGCUUUUCUAGCGGAACUACAGGUAGACCUAAGGCCGUGUGCAUAACUCAUUAUGCAGUUAUCGCAUCCAUCGUUCAGCUGGCACAAUUGGCAAACUCGCAGACCCAGCGCCUGGAAGACAGGAAGAUACGCCCUGGGGAUCUCUGGGUAGCCUUUACGCCAUUCUAUCACAUCUACGGCCUCACAGCCCUCAUGCACUUCGCGUUAUGGUAUAGAGAGACCCUGGUCGUGAUUCCUAAGUUCGACUUUGUGGGGAUGCUCAAAAGCAUCAGUCGGUACCGAAUCAAUGUCCUGCCAGUUGUACCCCCGGUGGUUGUUCUCCUCUGCAAACACCCCGCCGUCCAGAACUAUGAUCUCAGCUCAGUUCGACUGGUCACGAGUGGUGCUGCGCCGCUCUCCGCAGAGCUUAUUCAUCAGCUUUCUGCUAUACUCCCCUCUACCAGCAUCGGACAAGGUUAUGGAAUGACUGAAGCUGUGGGUUCCGUAUGUUUCCCCCAAGUAGAACAGAAGAUUGGGACGCCAGGAAGCGCGGGGCGUCUCGUUCCAGGAAUGAUUGCACGUGUUUUGAAGCCCGAUGGCACCGUCGCAAAAGCGGGCGAAGUGGGGGAGUUGCUUCUCAAAGGCCCCUGUGUUGCAGAGAGAUAUUUGAACAAUGAAGAAGCCACGAGAGAGACAUUCAAAGACGGGUGGCUAUAUACGGGGGAUGUAGUCACGAUCAACGAACAUGCGGAAGUCUUUAUCCUUGAUCGCAUAAAGGAAAUGCUCAAAGUGAGAGGAUUUCAAGUGGCCCCAGCGGAGCUCGAGGGCCAUCUCCUGGAUCACCCUGACGUCUCGGAUGUUUGUGUUGUCGGUUUACCGGACGACUACAAUGGAGAAUUACCUCUAGCAUUUGUGGUCCUAUCUGCAGACGCGCAACAUCGCGUUUCAAGAGCCCCCGUUGAGGCGAACAAAGUCCGAGCCGCGCUGGAGAAGCACGUAUCUGACACUAAGGUACGCUACAAGUGGCUGGCUGGCUUGGAAUUUGUCGACAGCAUACCGAAAAACCCAAGUGGAAAAUUGCUGCGUCGCGUGCUACGCGAUCGCGCUAAAGAGCUACAAGCUUCGGGAAAGUUGUCCAUGAAGAUCAGAGGGAAGCUAUGA
Messenger RNA from Fibroporia radiculosa, 1746 nucleotides. RefSeq lists its product as uncharacterized. Gene Ontology annotation, molecular function: CoA-ligase activity. The record is from RefSeq and is a predicted model, not a curated record. Lineage: Eukaryota; Fungi; Basidiomycota; Agaricomycetes; Polyporales; Fibroporiaceae. Gene Ontology annotation, biological process: secondary metabolic process. The coding region runs from base 1 to 1746 and encodes 581 amino acids. The transcript is spliced from 19 exons.